CUCACGCGCUCUUCUCAUGCGACAUGAGUGAUUCGAAUUUGAGUUGCUAUAGCGACGCGUGUUAUGAAUUCUGACUGAAUAUAUACACUCGAACCGAUCACUGUCUGUUGGUUGAGAGACGAGGCGAAUUUACAGACUUUUGCAGAGUAUUUUCUGUGCGAUUCUUGUGACUUUGAAGCUGUUCGGAGGAUUUCUGAGAGGAGACUUUUAUUCUAGAAGACAUCGCAGGAUAUAUCCUUUUUAUAUAAAGUUAUAUUUUUGAAAGAAUUCCUAUUAUUUUUGAGGAUACUUUUAUUGUUCUUCUCUUAGUUUAGGAGUUUGUUUUUAUUUCUUUUUUUUUUCUUUUCUUUUUUUCUUUUUUUUUCUUGGGAGGAGUAUUUCUGAGGAGAGUUGUAUUUUAUUGUAUUGCAUUUUGUAUUGUAUUUUGUAUAGUUUUUAUUGCAGAUUGCAGGAAGAUGUCGAUGGCUCACAUGAUGGGUGAAAGAGGAGGUCAGGCUCACAUCAGCGGUGAUGUGGUGUCCAGGUCCGACAGCGUCGAUGGAUUGCUGUGCCCUCCGCUGACAGGUCAAGUUCCUGUCGAGCCAAAGGAGACGUCACGUGGCCUAACUGCCCAGGGUGCCAUGGAGGCUUCUCCUGUGAGCGAGAGCUCAACAGAAAAACCUACAGAACGCAGGAAGAGGAAAAGAAUUCGUUCUUUCCUCAACAGGCUGUGGAAGGCGAUGAAGAGUCCUUUCCGGUGCUGUUGCCCCUGUAGUGAUGUGAAUGUUGUGGAGCCUUUUGUCCCUCCACCAGAUCUGGAGCCAGAGCCUGAUCCCGAGCCACCAUCACCUGCUCCAGAUCAGUCCGGCGUCAAGCCAAUCAAUGAAAAACCUAUAGAACGCAGGAAGAGGAAAAGAAUUCGUUCUUUCCUCAACAGGAAGGCAAUGAAGAGUCCUUUCCGGUGCUGUUGCCCCUGUAGUCAUAUGAAUGUUGUGGAGCCUUUUGUCCCUCCACCAGAUCUGGAGCCAGAGCCUGAUCCCGAGCCACCAUCACCUGCUCCAGUUCCCUCCAGCGUCAAGCCAAUCAAUGAGUCCUUUGAGGCUCUGUAUAACUUGGGAGAGAUGCUUGGAUCCGGAGGAUUUGGCAGGGUGUACGAGGGAACGCGCAAAUUUGAUGGCAAAAAGGUUGCCAUCAAGCAGAUGCUCAAGAUUGACAACGAUCGUUAUCUUCGUAUUCCUGGGCACCCCAAACCUCUCGUUACCGAAGUGGCGCUGCUGCUGAUGAUGAGGCGAGAACCCGUAAGCCCCUUCGUCAUACAUCUGUACGAGUGGUUUGAACAUCCUCAAACGUUCACUCUCGUUAUGGAGUACCCGGAACCCUGCGAGAGCCUGCGUGACUUCAUCACCCGUAACCCUCGACUGUGUGAACCAGUCGCACAGGUCAUCGUGCUACAGGCUCUGCUGGCGGUACAACACUGCAUCGAACAUGGUGUUUUUCACCAUGACAUCCAUGCUCACAAUUUCCUGUUGAACAAAGACACGUUUCAUCUCACGCUGAUAGACUUUGGCUGCGGUCAGCUAUUUAGUAGCGAUGGCUACGAGAGCGACAUAUACAUCGGAGCACCGGCUUACUGCCCACCUGAAGUCCUGACCAAACCUCGCUUCCACGCCGUCCCAACAAAUGUCUGGUCCCUAGGAGUCUUGUUGUAUAAGAUGGUGAACGGAUGUUGUCCUUUUGGCAGUAGAAGAGAAAUCAAACGGGCCAAAAUUACAUUUCAGAACUCCACAUUAUCCGAAGAAUGUACAGAUCUGAUUAGCCAGUGCCUAGCCCGGGAUCCCACGAAACGGCCGACGUUAGAGCAGAUGUUUCAGCAUGAAUGGAUUACAAGUGAUCUAGAUUGGGAAAGUUCAGGAGAUUCAAUCCGUCUGUGAUUUCAGGAAAUAACAUACUUGAUGUCCUUGGUGGAAGACUUGACCCGAAGCCUGAAGUCCAAGCCCAGCAUGAGAGGGAACUCGGAGCCCGUCCACGUCUGAGCGAGAACACGAGAGACCGAGAGACUGGAACCAAAUCAUCGAGUCAUCACAGCCACAUUUGCUUUGUUUUAAAAUUAAUUUUUGCUUUGUUUUUAAAAAGUCAAGACAUGUCAUCUUUAUUUAUAUAGCGCCUCAUAUAUGACCAAUCUGUACAUAUGUAUAUAUCAUUUUUGAAUUAAAGAAAUGUUUUUUAAUGGUCUCGGCCUAUGAGGAAUCUUUUGAAGUAAAAGGCAAAGACCUAUUUUUUGUGCUUCCCGAAAUAAAACUUAAUAAAAAUGUAAAUAAAACUCUACAUGAUAUCAAAUGUUUGGAGGUUUC
Molecule: messenger RNA, 2330 nt
Organism: Megalobrama amblycephala (Wuchang bream)
Lineage: Eukaryota; Metazoa; Chordata; Actinopteri; Cypriniformes; Xenocyprididae
Product: serine/threonine-protein kinase pim-2-like
Exons: 10
Coding region: 456-1910 (484 amino acids)
Biological process (GO): regulation of mitotic cell cycle; protein autophosphorylation; negative regulation of apoptotic process
Cellular component (GO): cytoplasm
Molecular function (GO): ATP binding; protein serine/threonine kinase activity
Source: RefSeq, a predicted model, not a curated record